Messenger RNA from Notothenia coriiceps (black rockcod), 854 nucleotides. RefSeq lists its product as uncharacterized. Lineage: Eukaryota; Metazoa; Chordata; Actinopteri; Perciformes; Nototheniidae. The coding region runs from base 94 to 705 and encodes 203 amino acids. Gene Ontology annotation, molecular function: dynein complex binding; microtubule binding. The record is from RefSeq and is a predicted model, not a curated record. Gene Ontology annotation, cellular component: spindle pole; chromosome, centromeric region; nucleus. Gene Ontology annotation, biological process: regulation of G2/M transition of mitotic cell cycle; mitotic cell cycle; metaphase chromosome alignment. The transcript is spliced from 2 exons.
UCUGAAAAAGAAAACCAGGAGAUCAACUUCUUGCAUCAGUCCAACACGUUUCAAACACAACACAAAGAGAGGAGAGACACUGAAGUUAUCCAAAUGAUCUCUGAGAAAACAGGGCCACCACAUUCCACCAAAGAGUCCCUGAAGGUCUCGGGGCAGAAGCAGUCCAGAUCAUCUGAGUGUCCUCCUGAGGCCACACCUGAUGGUCUCACAGCAACCAGCGAAACAAACACAACCCAUGGUUCCUCAGGGAAACAUGGCAGGACAGAAAUGAAAAGUGUCAGCAGUCAAACGGAAGAGAGUUUGAACCCUCGCAGUGCUCCACCUGAACUCCACUGUGCGCACACACAGACUGAGGAAGAGGAAGAGGAGGAGGAGGAAGAGUUGGUAGAAUCCCCUCCUGUCUCUCCUAUCACACGAUCUGAAGCAGCAGAGUUAGGACUCAAAGUGUUGUUUUCGGGUUCCUUCCCCAUCCCGUCUGACCCGGCCCGUCUGGCUGAACGAAUCCGUCGCAACAGGACGCAGCUGUCGGCCGCCUUCGACGACACCGAGUACGAACCCUACGGACUGCCGGAGGUCGUCAUGAAAGGUUUUGCCGACAUCCCCAGCGGUCCUUCGUGUCCCUACAUCGUGAGGAGAGGUUUGUUAGGAACGUCUGUGGUACCUGCGCCUCAGAAAGACUGGAGACAGGAGGAGGAGACGGAUUAAAGCACAGCUACAGGUAACCUUCAGAGACAAGUGGACAAUCAGUGUUACAUUAACCAGUUAAACCCCACGGCCCCACGGGCGGGGGCAAAACGCAACAUCUUGCGAGAAACAGCGUGUGAGGGCUUCUUAAUGUUUAACAAACUAUGAAU